AUGAGUUAUCUGGCCGCCACGGCAAGCAAACGCAUCUACAUACAUGCCCUCAAUAGCCCGUCAUGGCGGACAAUGCAUAUUCGAAACGUCGGAUUGACGAUGAACAAUUCCAUCUCGGCACGACUACUCUCGACAGGGGAAGCAGUGCCGAAGAUCGCCCAGGCCUCAACGUGGCAAUCUAUCAUCCCUAAGUUCCUUCGAGGCGGCGGCUCAAAUACAUCACCAAAGAUCAGAUCGAAAGAAUGGAAUCCCGCCACUUUCUACGUCGUGAUAUGGACUCUCAUAGGCUCUCAGGCCAUCCAGAUGCUGGUCCUGCGGAAGGAUUUCGAAAACUAUACGCGAAAAGCAGACGCAAAGAUACGGUUAUUGCGGGAGGUCAUACAAAAGGUAAACAAUGGAGAGACUGUCGACGUUGAAAGACUAUUGGGAACUGGUGACGAAGUGAAGGAGAGAGAAUGGGAAGAAGUUCUCCAAGAAAUCGAAGACGAAGACUCUGUGUGGCGCCAGAAAUCCCAUGAUCAACGAAGCAGUGACGGCGGCAGCUCGAGUGAUGAAAAGGACAAGCCUCGGGACGCCGUGGUGAAAUCAGAGAAAGCUACACAACCAUCCGAUGUCCCUGCAACUAGAACUGCAAAAAAUGCCAGAUUUUAUUGA
This is a messenger RNA of Talaromyces marneffei, 654 nucleotides long. RefSeq lists its product as uncharacterized. NCBI's taxonomy places the organism in Eukaryota, Fungi, Ascomycota, Eurotiomycetes, Eurotiales, Trichocomaceae. The record is from RefSeq and is a predicted model, not a curated record. The coding region runs from base 1 to 654 and encodes 217 amino acids. The transcript is spliced from 2 exons.